UCCAGCUCUGUGAAUGCCCUGGAAUACAUCACCUAGGUAACCAGUCUUAACCAGCCAGCCUGCCUUCACCCCAGCAGAGCAUUUACAGGCAGAAUCCUUGCAGGGAGAACAGCAGCGUUUUCCACCACCAUUAUCUGACCAUGGUGAAACUGGGCAGCAAUCUCUGUGAGAAGCUGGACAAGGAGCAGGGCACCGGCAGCGGUGAUGACAGCUUUGACAACAUCCCUUUGAUAACGCCGCUGGACGUCAACCAGCUACAGCAGCCCUUCCCUGACAAGGUGAUCGUCAAGACCAGAACAGAGUACCAGCUCCAGCAGAAGAAGAAGAGAAAGUUACAUGUCCCUGGAAUUAAAAAGCUGAACAUAAACCUAUACGAUGAAGUAUCAGAAAAGGUCAAGCUGACGGGGUUGAUUCUCAUCACGAUGGCCUUCCUGGCCUGCCUGCUCAUGCUGGUCAUGUACAAGGCACUGUGGUACGACCAGCUAAGCUGCCCUGAGGGCUUUGUGUUUAAGCAUAAGCACUGCACUCCCUCCGCACUGGAGAUGUACUAUUCGGAGCAGGAAGUGGGACCCCAAGGAAGUCUCUACACAGCCAUUAACCACUUAAAUCAAGGCAAGAAAACCAUCCCUGAACUGCCUUCCCCUUGGUUACCAGUCAUUAAUGCCUUGAAGAAAUCUGAGAAAGGCAAAGAGGAUCUGGCUGGAAUUCAGCAGUAAGGGACAGGAGCCAGACACACCUGGACUGUGGUUCCGGGAGUGCGUGUAUUAACUUCAAGGAGAGUAUUAACCCAUUCAAAGCUAGUUUUGUGUCCCAAAUCAACCAACAAAAAGACAAUGCUGAAAGGGCGCCUAGAGCAGGAACAAAUUGUUUUCUUUCUAGCACAGAGAAGAGAUUUUGCUCCAUUCUGAGAGAUGCCCCUUCCCCCAAUCUCUUGAGCAUAAAAACGUCCAACGGUUAUUCUUUGCUUUUCUUUAUUUCUGUAUUUAUAAUGGGGGCUGCCAGGGGAAUCUGUCGGGGCAGCGGCCGAGUAGCCAUUAGAACGCCAUGCCACGCCAAGGCUGAGAUAGUGUUUUUCUGCACUUCCAUGGAUAAUUUGAGGUGGACUGAAGUAAUACUCUUCUUCGUGCUAUACAGGGGUUAGCUUUUGUCUGCACACAUUGCAUUAACCCCAGAAGGACCUUUUGGUCCCUGUCCAGUAGUGUUUCGUUAAUGGUUUUUCGACACGGUGGUUGCUGAGUGCCCAUGACCUUCUUCAUGUCAGGAGGGAAGAAAAUAGGCUAUGGGCAGACCACAAAAAUAGCAACCUUUUAGAGCAGCUAAGUGCUUCAGUGUUGCUAUCCAGUGCUGUAUGGAGGCAAAUGUUAACACGCAUUGCACUUUAAUUUGAGUAAGCUUUUAAAUGUCAUUUAUGCUUCGCUAGUCUCAGUUGCAAUUUGAUUGCUAAUUACCAGGCUAAAUCUGACACCAUUUAAUUACAUUGCUGCUGGCUAGGGUACCUUUUUUGUUUCGUCAUUAACAUAUCUUCAAGUCUGUAGGAUCUGGUUGGUGUGAAAUCACUGUGCCACUCUCGUUUGCACCAUGUGUUUGUGUGUGUGUGUGUGUGUGUGUGUGUGUACUGCUUUUAGGCCCUCGCAUUGUGGAACAUCAUUGGCGAUUUUACACCACUUUGUACAUUUUUAUAGAGAUUGUGAUUUGUCACCUUGCAGCAAAGCACUUCCAAGUGUCUCCAAGUGCCAAAAUGAAUGUGGUGAUCAGCAGCUUUCCUGUAAGUAAAAAUAAAUGUACAUCUUCACCAUGGCUUAUUCAUUCUUCUCCUGGUUGUAAUUGGUUUUGGGGUUUUUUUUUUGAGUCUUUCUUUGCAAGAGCUCAGCAAUGCUGACAGCUGUGCCAAGUCCAGCCACCUAACACGGAAGUGUAAAAAGUGAUAAUCAAAUGCACCGUCACUGGAGCACGGUCCUGCGUCAGGAGCCCAGUGCAGUAAUAGCUCUGGCAUGGGGGAAAGUGCCACGGAAUUUAAUAGCUUUAGAGUGACCUAGAUGUUAAGGCCAGAUGGGACCAUGCUGAUCACUCAGACUGACCUCCUGUAUAGCACAGGGCAGAGAGCCGCACCCAGAGACUCUUGCAGCCAGCCCAGAACUCCUGGCUGAGCUAGGGCAUGUCUGAUUUCAAGGAAUGCCCCACACAAUUGACCUCCUUGUUGAAACAUCUGUGCUGUUAAAUAUUUCAUUUGCAUCCACAGCUCUAAGCUCGCCCACAGGAUCUUGGUUUUGGGUUCAAAGCAAAUCUGAAAAGGGCCAAUUUUGCUCAUUUGGAGUCUGAACCCAGACUCUGUCCAGACUGAGCCUCAAAA
Molecule: messenger RNA, 2350 nt
Organism: Mauremys reevesii (Reeves's turtle)
Lineage: Eukaryota; Metazoa; Chordata; Testudines; Geoemydidae
Gene: CALY
Product: calcyon neuron specific vesicular protein
Exons: 6
Coding region: 141-716 (191 amino acids)
Biological process (GO): clathrin coat assembly; endosomal transport; G protein-coupled dopamine receptor signaling pathway
Cellular component (GO): membrane; endosome
Molecular function (GO): clathrin light chain binding
Source: RefSeq, a predicted model, not a curated record